This is a messenger RNA of Limulus polyphemus (Atlantic horseshoe crab), 7099 nucleotides long. Its product is annotated as zinc finger protein 62 homolog. Lineage: Eukaryota; Metazoa; Arthropoda; Merostomata; Xiphosura; Limulidae. Gene Ontology annotation, biological process: negative regulation of transcription by RNA polymerase II. The record is from RefSeq and is a predicted model, not a curated record. Gene Ontology annotation, molecular function: DNA-binding transcription repressor activity, RNA polymerase II-specific. The coding region runs from base 236 to 4714 and encodes 1492 amino acids. The transcript has 9 exons.
GCCAUUAAUUAGUUUUGUAUAUAAUGGUCAGACCACGAAGUUACUUCUCGUGUUACGAGCUAUUACAAUAACUCUUCGUAACCCUUCGUAACAUUAAAUCUGGAUGGCACCGCUAGGAGAAGCUUUUAUCCAUUUUAUAAUGCAUAUAUACAUACUCACACUGAACGAACUCCAGCUAAAGGUACUCUAACUACAAACUUUGAUAAGACCAUAAAAGUGAAGCUCUGAUUGAACCAUGGAAUUGUUAAAGAUAAAGGUUGAACCAUUUUCUGAAGAUACUUUGUUGGAUAUCAAAUUGGUGAAAAGUGAAGAAACAAUUACAUUACCUGUUAAUAAAUACACAUUAUUUAUACCUCCAGAAACUGAAGCUGAUUUCUUAGAAGAAAGAUCUUCACAUGCCAGUUUAAAGUUUGGUGUAUCAAAAAAGGAACAAGAAGAGAAAUGUGAUGGAGCUACAGAGAAAGCAGAGAACAUACUUAUCAAAGUAAAAACAGAGCAGCCUAGUGAUCUACCACAAGAUGAGGUUAUUUCAAAGUUCAGUUACAGCAGUGAUGAUGGUUUGGAUAGUUCAAAGUAUAGUGUGAUGAAUGUGAAAACAAAAACUGAUUUCAAAGAACAUUUACAACAAAUUGAAUCUAAGUUGGAAAGUACUUCUGAUAUAAACACCUGCUGUAGAAGUCAGUUUUCUGGUUAUCAUGUCUUAAGAAAAGAAGAUUGCUUAAGAGAAGUUACAAAAUUCAACAGUGAUGUUUGUGGAGAAACAAAUAUAAAUGAAAAUAACCUAAAGGAAUUUAAUAUACUCCAGGAUACUGGUAAACCAUACAAUCAGGUAAUCUGUGGACAAGACUUUGGAACAAUGGAUAAUAUAAUACAACAAAAGAAGAUACACACUGGAGAGAAAUCAUAUACAUAUGUGGUUUGUGGAGAAAACUUCAGAAGAAAUAGUUCCAUCAAAGAUCAUCAAAGAACACACACUGGGGAGAUACUUUACAUUUGUACAGUUUGUGGAAAACAAUUUGGAACAAAUAAAAACUUGAAAAUACAUCAGAGAAUUCAUGCUGCUAAGAAACCUUACAGUUGUUCAGUUUGUGAAAAACAGUUUGGAACAAAUAAUGAAUUAAAACUACAUAAGAGUAUACACCCUAUGCAAAAACCUUAUAGUUGUGCAGUUUGUGGAAAACAAUUUAAAUAUAACAGUAACUUAAAAAUACAUCAAAGAAUACAUACUGGGGAGAGACCUUACAGUUGUGAAAUUUGUAAAAAAUGUUUUGGUACAAAAAGUGAAUUAAGAAUACAUCAAAGAAUACACACUGGAGAGAAACCUUACAGUUGUUUAGUGUGUAGGAAACACUUUCGAACAAAUAAUGUGUUAAAAGUACAUCAGAGAAUACACACUGGAGAGAAACCUUACAGUUGUGCAAUUUGUGGAAAACAAUUUGUAUCAAAUAGUGAAUUAAACAAACAUCAAAGGAAACACACUGGAGAGAAACCUUAUAGUUGUAUGGAGUGUGGGAAACACUUUAAAACAAAUAGUGACUUAAAGAAACAUCAAAGAAUACACACUAGAGAGAAACUUUACAAUUGUUUAGUGUGUAAGAAACACUUUCAAACAAAAGGUAUGUUAAAAGUACAUCAGGGAAUACACACUGGGGAGAAACCUCAUAGUUGUACAGAUUGUGGAAAAUGCUUUGGUACAAGUAGUAUCUUAAAAAUACAUCAAAGAAUACAUACUGGGGAGAAACCUUAUAGUUGUAUGGUGUGUGGGAAACACUUUCAAACAAAUGGUGUGUUAAAAGUACAUCAAAGAAUACACACUGGGGAGAAACCUUAUAGUUGUGCAGUAUGUGGAAAACAGUUUCGAACAAAUAGUGAUUUAAAAAAACAUCAAAGAAUACAUACUGGUGAGAAACCUUACAGUUGUGUGACCAUGGAAUUGUUAAAGAUAAAGGUUGAACCAUUUUCUGAAGAUACUUUGUUGGAUAUCAAAUUGAUGGAAAGUGAAGAAACAAUUACAUUACUUGUUAAAACAGAAGCUGACUCCUUAGAAGAAAGAUCUUCACAUGCCAGUUUGAAGUUUGGUGUAUCAAAAAAGGAACAAGAAGAGAAAUGUGAUGGAGCUACAGAGAAAGCUGAGAACAUACUUGUCAAAGUAAAAACAGAGCAGCCUAGUGAUCUACCACAAGAUGAGGUUAUUUCAAAGUUCAGUUACAGCAGUGAUGAUGGUUUGGAUAGUUCAAAGUAUAGUGUUAUGAAUGUGAAAACAAAAACUGAUUUCAAAGAACAUUUACAACAAAUUGAAUCUAAGUUGGAAAGUACUUCUGAUAUAAACACCUGUGUGAACACCUGCUGUGAAAGUCAGUUUCCUGGUUAUCACUUUUUAAGAAAAGAAGAUUCCUCUAGAGAAGUCACAAAACUCAACAGUGAUGUUUGUGGAGAAACAAUUUUGAAUGAAAACAACCUAAAAGAAUUUGUUAUAUAUCAAGAUAGUGGUAAACCAUACAAUCAGGUAAUCUGUGGACAAGACUUUGGAACAAUGGAUAAUAUAAUACAACAAAAGAGGAUACACACUGGAGAGAAAUCAUAUACAUAUGUGGUUUGUGGAAGAAACUUCAGAAGAAAUAGUUCCAUCAAAGAUCAUCAAAGAACACACACUGGGGAGAUACUUUACAAUUGUACAGUUUGUGGAAAACAAUUUGGAACAAAUAAAAACUUGAAAAUACAUCAGAGAAUUCAUGCUGCUAAGAAACCUCACAGCUGUUCAGUUUGUGAAAAACAAUUUGAAACAAAUAAUGAGUUAAAACUGCAUAAGAGUAUACACCCUAUGCAAAAACCUUACAAUUGUGCAGUUUGUGGAAAACAAUUCAGAAAUAAUAGUAGCUUAAAAAUACACCAAAGAAUACAUACUGGGGAGAGACCUUACAGUUGUGAAAUUUGUAGAAAACAAUUUGUAACAAGUAGUAACUUAAAAACACAUCUAAGUAUACAUACUGGGGAGAAACCUUACAACUGUGUAGUUUGUCGAAAAUGUUUUGGAACAAAUAGUGAAUUAAGUACACACAAAAGAAUACAUACUGGGGAAAAACCUUACACUUGUGAAGUUUGUGGAAAACAAUUUGGAACAAAUAGUAACUUAAAAACACACCUAAGUAUACAUACUGGGGAAAAACCUUACAAUUGUGAAGUUUGUUGCAAAUACUUCAGAACAAAUAAUGAAUUAAAAAUACAUCAAAUAAUACAUACUGGGGAGAAACCUCACAGUUGUGCAGUUUGUGGAAUUCAAUUUGCAACAAAUAGUGUACUAAAAAGACAUCAAAGAAUACAUACUGGAGAGAAACCUUACAGUUGUAUGGUGUGUGGGAAACAUUUUUGGGCAAACAGAGAAUUAAAAAUACAUCAAAUAAUACAUACUGGGGAGAAACCUUACUGUUGUGCAGUUUGUGGAAAACACUUUGGAACAAAUAGUGAUUAUAAAAAGCAUCAAAGAAUACAUACUGGAGAGAAACCUUAUGGCUGUGUAGUGUGUGGGAAAUACUUUGGAACAAAUAGUAUAUUAAAAAUGCAUCUAAGAACUCACACUGGGGAAAAACCUUACAGUUGUACAGUUUGUGAAAAACAUUUUGGAACAAAAGGUGAACUAAAAAAGCAUCUAGGAAUACACACUGGAGAGAAACCUUACAGUUGUGUAGUAUGUGGAAAACACUUUCGAACAAAUGGUGUGUUAAAAGUACAUCAGAGAAUACACACUGGGGAGAAACCUUACAGUUGUACAGUUUGUGAAAAACUAUUUGGAACAAAAGGUGAAUUAAAGAAACAUCUAGGAAUCCACACAGGAGAGAAACCAUACAGUUGUAUGGUGUGUGGUAAACAAUUUGGAACAAAUAGUAACUUAAAAAUGCAUCUGAGGACUCAUACUGUGACAAAACCUUACAGUUGUGCAGUUUGUGAAAAACAGUUUAUAAAUAACAGUAACUUAAAAGUACAUCAAAGAAUACACACUGGGGAGAAACCUUACAGUUGUGCAGUUUGUGGGAAACAAUUUCGAACAAAUGGUGAUUUAAAAAUACAUCAAAGAAUACAUACUGGGGAAAAACCUUACAUUUGUGCAGUUUGUGGAAAAUGCUUUGGAACAAAUAGUGAAUUAAGAAUACAUCAACGAAUACAUACUGGGGAGAAACCUUACCCUUGUGCAGUUUGUGGAAAACAAUUUGUAACAAGUAGUAACUUAAAAACACAUCAAAGAAUACACACUGGGGAAAAACCUUACAAUUGUGCAAUUUGUUGGAAACACUUUAGAACAAACAGUGAAUUAAAAAUACAUCAAAUAAUACAUACUGGGGAAAAACCUUACAGUUGUGCAGUUUGUGAAAAACAUUUUGGAACAAAAGGUGAUUUAAAAAAACAUCUAGGAAUACACACCGGAGAGAAACCUUACAGUUGUGUAGUGUGUGGUAAACACUUUCGAACAAAUGGUGUGUUAAAAGUACAUCAGAGAAUACACACUGGGGAGAAACCUUAUAGUUGUGCAGUGUGUGAAAAACAAUUUGGAACUAAUAAUGAUUUAAAAAAGCAUCAAAGGAUACAUACUGGAGAGAAACCGUACAGUUGUAUGGUGUGUGGGAAACACUUUGGAACAAAUAGUAACUUAAAAAUGCAUCUGAGAACUCACAAAGCUGUGCAGUUUGGGAAAAACACUUUGGAACAAAAGGUGAAUUAAAAACUCAUUUAGGAAUGCAUGUGGAGAGAAGCCUUGUAGUUGUGCAGUUUGUGAAAAGUUAUUUUUAAAGUCUAACUUAAAAACACAUUAAAGAAUACCAACUGGAGGAAACUUUACAGUUGUAUAGUGUCUGGCAAAAAUUUAAGAAGAAAUUUUAUCCUUAGAAAACAUAAAAUACUACACAGUUGGAAUAAAUCAUAUUGUUGUGUUGUGUGUAUGGUAGAAAUUUGUAAUUGUAUUUUUGAAAUAGAUGAGAAAGAAUACUAAAGUCCCAUCUGUAAAAUAUAUCUGGUAAGUCGUUAGUAAAACAUGUUUGAGUAAAAUUCGGUAUAAAUUGUUAUUUAGCCUUACUGAUAUUAAAAUUUAUACAUACCAUCAAACGACAUUUUUGAUUUUUUCCCAAAUACUGACAGUAAAGCAAAAUGUCUGAUCAACUGAAGAAAGAAAGAUGAUCUGAUUAAUUAAAAUUGUAAGACAAAGCAUUCAGGAUUCACUUCUCAUUUUGGUUACAUUGGGCUGAAUACUUGGAUCUCGAUCCAGCUACUUCUGUAUGUUGUUAUGCUAAGCUGACUACUUUACUUGUAUCUUGUUCCAGCUACUUCUGAAUAUGGUUACAGUAGGCUGAAUACUUGGAUCCUGAUCCAGCUACUUCUGUAUGUGGUUAUGCUAAGCUGACUACUUUACUUGUAUCUUGUUCCAGCUACUUCUGAAUAUGGUUACAGUAGGCUGACUAUUUGGAUCUUGAUCCAUCUACAUCUGAAUGUGGCAACACAGGACUGACUACUCUACUUGUAUCUUGAUCCAUUUACUUCUGAAUAUGGUAACACAGGACUGGCUACUUAUAUCUUGAUCCAGCUACUUCUAGAUGUAGUUACACUAGGUUAAAUUAAGGAACACACAAACACCAGCAAGUACUGUAAUAGAGUUAAUGUUCAUUGAACAAUGCCACAUCAGUAUACCUGUGUUCAAGAAGAUGUUAUUAAGAUGGCAUUCAGGUUAAUGGAGAUACAAAAUAAUAAAUAUGUAAUUAACUGAAUGCCCAAAAUUGUACAAUAAAUAGCUGUAAUAUUGUUUCUGCAGUUAAAAUAUUACAAUGUUUAAUGUAAUACAAAUAAAAUAUGUUAAACACACUAUGAAGUGUGUGUCUACUACAACUAAUUCCAUCCUAACUAACUUUUGUCACUUAACAAUACAAAUGGAGAAGGCAGUAGGAACAAAUAAAUAAAGUUAAGUCCUAAUAAUGGCUGGAGACAGCUUGAAUGGGUAAUGAAGAAAACGUUAGUAUAAGUUAAGUCCUCUCUAAAAGAUGAAAAGUGAAAACAGUAAGCCUCAAGAACAUUCUAUAUUAAUGAUGCCACUUAGAAAGGAAAGUUACGACAUUUGUAAGUAUUAUAAAUAUAGUAAUUAGCAUAAGUUACUGUAACUCGUCUAAUUAAGUAGUGUAAUACCAUAUAUGGAAGUGUUAUAUCACUAGUAUUAGCUAUACAUAAUAAGGCCAUUAAACUAACAGAAGAUAAAACCAAUUGUGGCCAAAAGAAUUAAAAUGUAGAUGUGAAGUUUGAACAGGUAAUGAUAUUUGGUCAAGUUUCUUAACCCAUAAUCAUUAUCAAGAAUAUUGAUGAAUUUUUCAUGACAGUGAAUGAAUUUUGUAUUUUAAAUAUGAUAGAAUAAACACUGUUUGUGACAAAUGCAAUAGAGUUUGUGAUAUUUGUCCAAUAAGUCCUGUAAUUUUGAACAAAUUCUGUUAUAUCUAAUAAGCUGUGAAUAUUAAACAUUGUAACAUAUUUGGAAUGUUUGUAUUUAUAAAUAGAAAGUUUAUAACAUCAAAGUUGAAAGUAUCCACUUUAUUGAAAACUUUGAAAGUAAAUGCUUCAUUAAUGAUGUUGAUGUAUAAGUCGAGGUACUGUGUUUUGUUUUUUAGUGAAAGUUUUUUGUUUUUUCUUCUGGUGUAUAAAUUUGUUUGACUGUGUUAAUAAAAUUUUGAUAUAAGAAUAUCAAAUAUAUAUUUACAAGUGUGACUGAUAUGUAAAGUUUUACUUUAGUCUCUCUUACUGAGAUUUGUUAUGUAGGAAAAUUCCAGUUCAAAUAAAUGUAAAUCAACAAGGUGUGGGUUCAGUUUAGCCUCCCAUUCAAAUUCCUUCUAAUUGUUGGAACUCAUGUUGGCCAAAUUACAUAAAUUUGUUUUCAUAUAAAAACACAUAGCCUGAAAGAAUUCUUUAACAUGAAACAGUGAUAAUUUGUAACAUUUUCAUGGAAACUUCUGUGUUUAUUGAUGCAGAGCAUUAACUUUCCAAAAUAUUUAAAUACAUUGUUGAUGAAAAAAUUUGUUCAAUAGGAAGAUUAAUGUAAAUAUUAUACAAGUCAAAUGUUUCUACUGUUUUAGCU